AUGUCGCCCCCACCACCGCACGCGCUCCUCUUCCUCCUGCUCCUCCUGCUGCUCGCCUCGCCGCUGCCGCACCCGGCCGCCGCGGACGACCGCCCCAUCGUGCAGCAGUUCUACUACUACUCCCCUCCGCCGCCGUCCACUCCUCCCGGCGGUGGUGGCUACGGCGCCUACCCGCCCCCGGCGACGACGACGACCGGGCCGCCGCCGGGGAGGGGGGACAACAACAGCGCGCCGCCGGGGGCGCGCGGCCAGUACGCGUUCCUGUCCGGCUCCGAGGCGCCCCGACGAGUAGCGCCGGCGCUCCGGCUGCCGCAGCUUGUCGUCUGCGCCGUGGCCGCCGCGCUGGCUCUUGCAUGGCGUUAG
Molecule: messenger RNA, 363 nt
Organism: Miscanthus lutarioriparius
Lineage: Eukaryota; Viridiplantae; Streptophyta; Magnoliopsida; Poales; Poaceae
Source: the annotation of a GenBank genome assembly